Messenger RNA from Telopea speciosissima, 2397 nucleotides. RefSeq names its product subtilisin-like protease SBT5.4. Gene Ontology annotation, molecular function: serine-type endopeptidase activity. Gene Ontology annotation, biological process: proteolysis. The transcript is spliced from 7 exons. The record is from RefSeq and is a predicted model, not a curated record. Bases 97 to 2397 code for a protein of 766 amino acids. Lineage: Eukaryota; Viridiplantae; Streptophyta; Magnoliopsida; Proteales; Proteaceae.
CUUCCACCACUUCCUGCCGUUGUUGGGGAGUAGGUUUUCUGCUCCAAGCAGAGCUAUUAAAAACAGGGGAAGGAGAAGCAAAUCUACAGAGAACCAAUGGGGGGGUUCUCAAGGCUUCCGCUUUUCCUUCUUCCUUUUUUGGUUUUCUCUAUGUUGCAGAGACCCACGUUAGCUGUUAAAAAGUCUUAUGUGGUAUACUUGGGAUCACAUUCACAUGGUCCGGAAAUCACACAAACUGAUAUGGAUCUAGCGGAACAGUCUCAUUACGAGUUUCUAGCAGAUUACGUUGGAAGCCCUGAGGCAGCCAAAGAAUCGAUUAUUUACUGCUACACAAAACAUAUCAAUGGUUUUGCUGCGAUCCUUGAAGAAGAGAAAGCAGCUGAGAUCGCAAAACAUCCCAAGGUCAUAUCAGUCUUCCCAAACAGAGGAGUGCAAUUACAUACAACUCAUUCGUGGGAAUUUCUUGGACUGGAGAAAAAUGAUGUAGUUCAACCUGGUUCGAUCUGGGAGAAGGCCAAAUUUGGGGAAGAUAUUAUUAUUGGGAACCUUGACAGUGGUGUCUGGCCGGAGUCAAAGAGUUUUAACGACGAUGGGUAUGGACCCAUUCCAUUAAAGUGGAAAGGAGGCUGUACAGACACCAGAGCGGACGGUGUCCGUUGCAACAAGAAGCUGAUUGGUGCCAAGGCCUUUAGCAAAGGGUAUCAAGUGCUCGCUGGCAAAUCCUAUAAAACGGCACGUGACGAUGAGUCCGGUCAUGGGACCCACACAUUAUCAACGGCGGCUGGAAACCUCGUCCAAAACGCCAAUUAUUUCGGAUUCGGCGAUGGCACGGCCAAAGGAGGAUCGCCAAGGGCACGCGUAGCCGCCUAUAAGGUGUGCGGGAAGCCCGUUGGAGGUAACGAGUGCACCGAUGCAGACAUAAUCGCCGGUUUUGAUGCCGCCAUCCAUGACGGCGUUGAUGUUCUCUCCGUGUCCCUGGGAGACCCCCCCACUGAGUACUUUACUGACAGCAUUGCCAUCGGCUCUUUCCACGCCGUCAGGAACGGUAUCCUUGUGGUAGCCUCGGCUGGAAACAACGGUUCGGCUGGAGCCGCCACUGUCUCCAACGUGGCCCCCUGGUUGCUAACGGUGGCCGCCAGUACCAUGGACCGCCAACUGUUCUCGGCUUACGUGAAGCUUGGCAACAAUAAGCAAUUAGAAGGGCAGAGUGUCACUAAGAUUUCCAUGCCCACGAAUGACAAGAUGUACCCUCUGGUGACCGGUCUUGAGGCAAAAGUGAAGGACGCUUCGUUUGAGGAUGGCCUGACUUGCAAUGUUGGGUCGCUGGACCCGAAACGGGUAAAAGGGAAGAUAGUGGUGUGCAUCAGAGGUGAGAUCUCGACUGUGGACAAGGGAAGACAAGCACUCGCAGCAGGGGCUAUGGGGAUAAUAUUGAUUGACAGGGACGAUGUGUACCCUGAAGCUAACGUGCUCCCUUCGUCGCAUUUGACAAACACGGACGGUCAUGCGUUGUUGAAAUACAUGAAAUCGACAAAAGCACCCAUGGCUUACAUCUUACCGAGCACGACGGAGCUGGGGAUAAAGCCAGCACCUAUGAUGGCCCCAUUCUCCUCCCAAGGACCUAACAGUAUAACUCCCGAGCUUCUCAAGCCAGACAUCACUGCACCAGGUGUGAAUGUCAUUGCUGCCUUCACCGAAGCAGUUGGAACCAAACAGAUUCCUUUCGCCGCAAUGUCGGGGACGUCCAUGUCCUGCCCUCACGUGGCGGGUGUUAGUGGCCUCCUCAAGAAACUCUACCCCAAUUGGAGCCCCGCCGCCAUCAGAUCCGCCAUCAUUACCACCGCAAUUACAAGGGAUAAUGCGAGGGAGCCGAUGCUGAAUGGAACAAAUGUGAAAGCAAGCCCAUUCUACUAUGGAGGUGGACACAUUCAACCGAACCGUGCCAUGGAUCCUGGUUUGGUAUAUGAUUUAACUCCCAUCGAUUACUUGAACUUCCUAUGUACCCUUGGGUACAACCAAACUUUAAUCAGAGUCUUCUCCGAAUCGAAGCUGCCUUACACAUGCCCCAAGCCCGCCAUCAGUCUCCUUGACUUCAACUAUCCUUCCUUCACAAUACCAAACCUCUCUGGCUUCGCCACUUUGACAAGGAAAGUGAAGAAUGUUGGGUCUUCCCCAGCUACAUACAAGGCCAUUAUUCGCCCUCCCUUUGGAAUUUCUGUUUCGGUGGAGCCACAGAUCCUGACAUUCGAUUCGGUUGGACAAGAGAAGACUUUUAAACUAACCCUCAAGACUAAUCGACCUGGUUUUGCUAAAAACUACGUAUUUGGCGAGCUUAAAUGGACUGAUGGUCGUCACCUAGUCAAGAGUCAGAUUGUGGUUAAGGCAGCUACAACAUAG